Beauveria bassiana ARSEF 2860 is the source of this 798-nucleotide messenger RNA. RefSeq names its product nicotinamide N-methyltransferase. Gene Ontology annotation, biological process: peptidyl-lysine dimethylation. Gene Ontology annotation, molecular function: protein-lysine N-methyltransferase activity. The transcript has a single exon. Bases 1 to 798 code for a protein of 265 amino acids. NCBI's taxonomy places the organism in Eukaryota, Fungi, Ascomycota, Sordariomycetes, Hypocreales, Cordycipitaceae. The record is from RefSeq and is a predicted model, not a curated record.
AUGGACAAUCACGACGACAAUGACGACUAUGGCGUGGCGGGCUUCAUGGAGGAGCCCGACGACUAUUACCCGCCGACACCUCCACCGACGCAGCAAGUAUUCACGAUGAAGAGCGGCAAGGACAUCACGCUGCACCUGGUGGGCGCGAGCCCAACAGAGGCGCACCACCUGUGGAACGGGGCCAAGAUCGUGUCCGACUAUCUCGAGGCGCAGCCGUCGCGUGUCCGGGGCCGGACGGUGCUGGAGCUGGGCGCCGCGUCUGGCCUGCCGUCCCUAGUGGCCGGCCUCCUGGGCGCGUCGCGGGUGGUCAUGACGGACUUUCCGGACCCGGAAAUAGUCGCCAACAUGCAGAAAAACAUUGACCUGUGCGACGAGACGGCUGAGCCGCGGGGUUCCAUCGCGAACGUCGUCGACGCGGCGGGCUUUGUCUGGGGCGGCGACGUGGCGCCGCUGCUGGCGAAGCUAGGCGGCGACGAGGGCGCGGAGAGGCGGUUCGACGUGCUGAUCCUGGCGGACCUACUGUUCCGGCACAAUGAGCACGGGAUGUUGGUCAAGACGAUCAAAGAGGCCAUGGGGACGACGGCGGAUAGCGUGGCAUACGUCUUUUUCACCUCCUACCGGCCGUGGAAGCGUGAUCUGGACAUGAAGUUUUUCGACGUGGCGCGCGAGGCUGGGCUGGAGGUGGUGCGGGUGGAGGAGAGGAUGCUGGACAAGCCGCUGUUUGAGAAUGAUCCGGGUGAUUUGGAUGUGCAAAAGACGGUCAAUGGGUUCGAGGUGCGGUGGCCGAGGAAGGCGUAG